CGUUAUAUUAUCUUAGAGCUCAACGUGUAUGGAAUAAGUCCUGUAUCAAAGAAAAGAAAUGGUUCAAAAAUUAUCCUUAGAAGUUCUCGUUACCGUUCUGGGAUGCAUAAAUGUAGUGACAUCCAGCCAUUUUCGUGGUGGUUCAAUCUUCUGGAAACCUACUGGUAACGGUUACGAGGUCGAAUUCAGCGCUAAGCUAGGAUAUGAAUAUGGAUGGAAUUCGUGUAGUUCAAGUAACCUUAACGUGUACCAAACCUCAACGGACGUGGCCUGGAAAUGCGUUUCUGGAUGUCCAGUGAACGGGACGGUGGUUAACGCAAACAGGCCAGGAUUUACGUGCACUGGGUUUGAUAUUGCGCAAGAUUGGGAAAGAACUGAAAGCACAUUCAGUUACGUCUUUCCUGGUGCAGGAACUUACGUCAUUGAGUAUACAGAUGGAGCAUGGAUUAACGCACUAGGAAGUGGAAACUGGAGAUUAACAACCACUGUAAAUUUGCAUUCACGUUCAGACACUCACGCCCCAAACUUCAGUCCCGUUGUGCCAGCCAAACCCGUAUACAAUGUUAUAUACGGAUGUAAGGAGACGUUCCGGUUACCGGUGUCUGAUGCAGAUGGUGACCACGUGACGUGCAGAUGGGCAACGGGUUCUGAGUGUGCUAGUGUUUGUCACUCUGCAGGAAAGGCACCAGUAGCAACCCUUCAAACGAAUUGUGACUUAACAAUAGAUGCUACCCAAAACAAAUCUGGCGUCUACGCCUUGGCAAUUACGAUUGAGGACAAACCUACAUCAACAAUAACUAUCGGAAGCACACCGUAUGCACCUUCGAGGGUCAUAUCAUCGGUGCCUCUACAGUUUGUAUUGUUGACACCCGACCUUCCUACCAGGUCUUGCUCUGAUAAGCCCAUUUUUCUGGAUCCAACUCCAUCACAAAAUGACGUUCUUGUGUACAGACAAGGGGACAUUGUUUAUUUGAGCUUCUAUGCAACAUCAAGGGCGACAACCAUCAGAUCAUUCACACUUCUUGAUCCACCAAUCAAUAUUAGACAGUCAGCCCUCCGCAACGACGACAGGUUCCGGCCUGCAGUCUAUGCGAUAGACAUCACGUGGUCACCAGUGGCUGCUGACAGGGGCUCUAAAACUAUCUGUGUGGAGGCGACAGACAAUUAUACGAUGAGUACCCAGCAUUGUGUGACACUUGUUGUCUGGGAUACUAGCCCAUGCGACAGUUCACCAUGUAAACACAAUGGAACCUGUGAACGUCAAGGAUACAUGGACAACUAUAACUGCGCAUGCGUACCAGGUUUUACGGGACACGACUGCAAAAUAGACAUUGACGAGUGUGCUAGCAGCCCAUGCCAACACAACGGGACGUGCUCUGACCAAGUUAACGGAUUCUUCUGUGGAUGUCUUGCUGGAUACACCGGCUAUGACUGUGGAAUAGAUAUUGACGAGUGUGCUAGCAGCCCAUGCCAACACAACGGUACCUGCUUUGAUCUAGUUAACGCGUUCUUCUGUCUAUGUCUGGAUGGAUACACCGGCUUUGACUGUGGGAUAGACAUUAACGAGUGUGCUAGCAUCCCAUGCAAACACAAUGGGACCUGCUUUGACCUAGUUAACGAGUUCUUCUGUGGAUGCCCUGUUGGAUACACUGACCUUGACUGUGGAAUAGAUAUAAAUGAAUGUACGGCCCAGCCUUGCUAUAAUGGCGGGACAUGUGUUGAUCUUGUUGGAUCUUCCGUUUGUCUGUGCAAACCAUGGUUUACUGGCAAGAUUUGCCAAACAGGUGUUGACACAUGCGAAUCCAUGCCGUGUAAAAACGACGGGAUCUGCCUGUUUAACGAGUCAAGAGGAUACUUCUGCGACUGUCAAAAUGGCUGGGUUGGCAGACAAUGUGGCUAUAGGCUUGAGAACGAAACGUUUUUCAAGGGUGAAAAAAAUGGAAUGACUGACGAGUACCUUCACUACUCCGACUGUGAUUGUGUACUAGGUUCGGGUCGCCAGGAGUACUGCUACAUGUACACUCUUAACAAACACUCUGGAUUUGGAAUUCUUGCCGUCCUGCUUGGAAUCCUGUCAUCGAUGAUUUUGUAUUUUCUGUUUUACUGCGUUUUCAACAAAUCCCUACCUUGUUUUCAUAACCGAAUAUCGCAAGAAUGGGAUCACGAAGAAAAAGAUGUCUUACCUGAAACACUAGAAGAAGAAAAAGUAGAAAAAGAAAAUGAAGUGUGUGAUACACACUUGGAGAAAAAUAAAGAAGUGAAAGUAUCUCCUCUAGAAAAACUGGACGCACCUAAUAAACGCAAACAUCACUGUUGGGCUUGCGAAGUUAAAUACAACAAUGCGCCCGCCCCACUGUGGUAUAGGAAGGACUUUAAGAAAUAUUGAGUUAACACUGUCAUGCUUUUGUAAUAUUCGAUUUACUAUGUUCGUCGAUUGGUGUUUCGUUGUAUAUACUCUCACAUAAUUAAUUUUGAUAAAUGUUUGAAUACGUUUAAGGUUGAAUACCCUUUUCUGAAGUCUAUCCAAAAAACAGAUAUUUUGACUAUCAGAUACAUUUUCAAUCUUUUUGGCACUUGAUCAAGCGAAA
Messenger RNA from Mya arenaria, 2588 nucleotides. Its product is annotated as integrin beta-like protein C. The coding region runs from base 59 to 2386 and encodes 775 amino acids. NCBI's taxonomy places the organism in Eukaryota, Metazoa, Mollusca, Bivalvia, Myida, Myidae. The record is from RefSeq and is a predicted model, not a curated record. The transcript has 15 exons. Gene Ontology annotation, molecular function: calcium ion binding. Gene Ontology annotation, biological process: establishment or maintenance of epithelial cell apical/basal polarity; heterophilic cell-cell adhesion. Gene Ontology annotation, cellular component: plasma membrane; protein-containing complex.